Polistes dominula (European paper wasp) is the source of this 4026-nucleotide messenger RNA. RefSeq lists its product as uncharacterized. Lineage: Eukaryota; Metazoa; Arthropoda; Insecta; Hymenoptera; Vespidae. The record is from RefSeq and is a predicted model, not a curated record.
UUAGUACACGCGUACUCGUUGGACGAAUCAGAUGGCGUGGAUGUUCCCCAAUGCCGCGAGCUCUGGUGGGAGCUACACCCUCGGUGACGUUCGAGGCGGACCUCAGUCGGCCGCGAGUCCUCGGACGGUGAGACUAUUUUUUUUCUAUUUACAAUAUUUUCAUUUACGAGCGGAGAAAGGAAGGAAGGAAGGAAGGAAGGAGGGAAGGAAGGAAGGAACGAUUCUUGUCACAAUUCUCUCAAAGCUUCCUCGUGCUCUGGUGAAAGUACCCCAAGGGUCAAGCUCCAAUCAUAAGUAAAAUACGAUUGCCGAACGUAGGAAAGAAAUAGUUGUCAAACUACAAAAUUGAUUUACAAUGAAACUUCGAUAAUAAUCGAUUGGAAAGACUUAGAACGCAACGAACGCGAUACGAUUUAACGAGACAUUAUGAAAAAAAUACUGUAUAGGAAUGGGAACGUUCCGUGAAAUAAUGUCUAUUCAUCGAUCUUCGCCAUUCAAGCAUAACACCUGCCAUAGAAAUGACACGUUUACGCGAUUACAAUAGAAACUUGAUUACGUAACUUGAGAAUUCGCGGCUUAUUCGUCGACCACCACCACCACCACCCAUUGUCGUGCCCACAGCAAGGCACGUACGUGUUUUAUCCUCCAUGUUUACUCGGACGUGCUCUUCUCUACUAGAUGUGACCAAAUUUUGCGCCUACUAAUAAAUGUGUUGCGAUUUGACGUUUGUGUGUUGCGUGAUGAACGUUUAGAAAGGGGAUUUUGUAUUGCAACAACUACAAUAUUUCCUAUUUAAUCGAAGACGACGACGACGACGACCCCGACCCUGGUUGAUGCACCAAGUCGGUGGAAUUAGUGUGCACCCUGUCCUCCUGUCGUCUCAUGCAUAUAUUGCGUUUAUGCACGCGCAAAACAGAUUCCUCGUUUACCUAUUGCAUUUGCGUCAACUGUGUUCAGCCACGUGACCAAACGAGAACACGUUCACAACUCAAGAAUUUCAUGAAUAACGCAUGAACCUUCCUCCGAUGUUAACUGUCACGAGUCGCUCUGUAUACCGGACGGCGAAAGAAUGUGAGAGGACUAUAUGGAUAAACACCAAACGGGCAGCGUAGAUUCAUCGAAAUCACGAACACGUGGCGAGACGUGAAGCGGGCGUUGAGCCUGCUGUGCGUAAGGAAAUUCUCCGGGAGUGCGACCAUGCUGGAGGCUCCACCUGGAAGUCGCGAAGACCUCGUGGAAGCAGCAAGAACUCCAUGUACGCCUACAGAUCUGGACACCAUGUUGUACGGAUAUACAAACAGCAUAUACGUGCUGGACCACACUCCGGAAUCCUUGCCGGAUAUGGAUAUGUUGCAACUAUUCGCCUCGCCGGCAGGACGAGCACUUCUCACUAACGACGAUCGACCGAGAGGAGGAUCGACGUCGACCUCCUCCUUGUCUCGAGAAUCCUCCUCGAGAUUGAAGAGGGCCAGAAGACCAUCGGGAACCGGCACAGUAAGCGCACCCACUUCUCCGCCGAGGCAACGAAAGUCGAGCGCGGAGCUUUACAAAGAAGCCGUUGAAAUACUCGGACUAACGUGUUCUUUGACCGACAGUUGUCGAUGCAUCGAUUGUCAGAGCAACUACUUUGACUGCGACGACGAUUGUGGUGGCGAUGCGAGAACGGAAUUGGCAGCGGGCACUCCAAUAUUGCUCGAUCACGCUUUGUCGCAUCCAUUGACGUGUUCUAUACAGUAGCAGGCCAAGUGGAUAAGAAGAAGAAAAGAAGAACCUAGAAGAAGAAGAAGAGGAAGAAGAAGAAGAAGAAGAAGACCCUUUAUUAUUAACUCAGCCUGCCACCACACUUGGUUUAAAACUUGUCGAAGGAUUCUGCCAGAUCUUUUUCCUCCUUCGCGCAUCUUUCAAAUUACAAAUGACAACAUUCCAAUUUCCAAUUUCUACAUUUUUUGGUCAUUAUUGGUCAGCAGCAGCAGCAGCAGCAGCAGCAGCAGCAGCAGCAGCAGCUCGAACAAGAAAGUUUUGCGAUCGACGAAGAAAAUAGGCAGACGAUGAAUAAAGGGCAACCCUUUUAUUUGCCAACCUAUGGCAAAUUAUUUAUAGAAGGAUAGGCGUUAAUCGAGAGUUGUUCAUUCAUGUACCUACGCGUUAGGUGCGUUAGACAACAAAAUAGAGUUAAUUAUAUUAUACAUCAUAUUUCCUACUCCUUUUAUUAUUAUUGUUAUUAUUAUUGUAAACUAUUCGAGUUUAGCGAAUUUAAAUAUAUCGUUGCUCACACAGUUAAACCAAAGAUAUACAUAAUACAUUACUGAUGAGAGAUUACCAGUCUUCUUUUCUCGAAGUAAGAAGGUGUGUGUCUAUUGUGUAUUAUAUUACGUAGAUCCUAACGAUAUCAAGAUAUAUGACAUAUAGUUAUAAACGAAAUUAGGCCUGAGAACGAAUUAUGCGUUCAUCCGAUCGAAGAUGUAACAUGAUGUUCGUAGGAAUGGGGGCAGAUCAAAAGUCGAUUUGAAUGUAUUGUAAGAGAAGGGAUUCUAGUGCCAAAUAACGAGAAGACACGUUCGUUCGUAAGCUACGCCGUUUACGAAUUAUCUGUACCUACCUUGUUGCUAAGCUUGCCAGAUUAUUAAAUGAAUAUUUCAAUGAUGAAUGAAUAAAUAAAUAAAUAAAUAAAUAAAUAAAUAAAUAUAUAUAAUAAUAAUAUAAUAUAAUAUAGAUGGAGUUUCGAGCGCUCUGAUCGAGUUUUCUAUGUACAUCUCGAGUUACAAAUCGAAGCCUUCCCCAAUAAUUAUAUUAACGUACGCGCGCACACACAUACACACAUACACACACACACACACACAGACAGAGAGAAUUUCGUAAAUUGGCAUCAUUAAAAGUACGUACAAUUCGUCGUUUGUUCUUUCUUUGAUAACAAAGCGGAAAAAAGAUAAUGAUGAUUAUUAUUAUUAUAAUGGUUAGUUUUUUGAGAAGGAGACAACACCGAGUUACCGUGUAACCGAGUUACGACCGUUUAUUAAGACUCUAUGCGUUAUAAUAGGACGUACGCUGACUGCCAGCGAUUUAUCGUACAAUUGAAAGAUUCGAUUUCGAUGAUGCCGUCAUCGAUUUCGAUUAAAUUCGUCUUCCUUUAUCCAAUAUUAUAAUCGUUUGCGUAUAUCUAUCGACCUUCCAAGUCGUCAUUUUAUAUCGCGUCAAACGAUUCGAUCUCAUGGAAAUGUUACAAUUUAAUCUACGAUUACCGCGAUGGAAUCUAAAUAGAAUAGAGCUUUUAAGAAGACAUUUUUCCAAUAAAUAAAUUAUCCAAGACUAAGGACAUUUUCUCUUUGCUUUGUCGAAAUCAUCGUUAACGAUACGCUAUAAUCCGAUUAGAUAUUAAUCGUUCAUUCUCUUACCGAUAUAUAUAUACAUAUACAUAUACUUAUGAUUAGUUAUUUACUUCUAUACGUAUUACUGCCUUUUUACUCGCGAACAGGAACGUUAGAUCACAGAGUUAGAUAAUAAGGAGAACGAUCGCUGUGUAUAAAAGUAUCCCCAAAAUAUACUCAAUGAUUUUCUGUGACGUCACUAUGAUCGAGGUGAUCAUCAUGCCGCCCUCCAAGAAAUCCCAGAAAUAAGUAUUGGUAUUUUGUUACUUUUUUAGGGGACACAAUUUAUGACAAAUUGCCUAUAAAGUUCGUUCUCCUUAUUAUCUAAUUCCGUGGUUUAGAUUAUACUUGGAUUCAUUGCUAUCGCGUAGGGUCGUUAACGAUCGAUCGAUCGAUCGAUCGAUCGAUUUUGCGAUUUAGCUCAUCAUACUUUUUCAUCCGUGAAAACAUAAGCGAAAUUCGAACGAGACGCAUUUCAAAUCGAGGAUGACUCAAAAGCGUGACAGAUAACGAGCUUUCUGUCUUUUAAUCGAUGAUUUUAUAACAACGCGGUUAAUACGAAUUAACCUAAAAGCAUUCUUGUAAACUACGAUGGCGUACUCUUGGAUAUGGCUAAAAUUCAAAUAUAGCAUAAUAAAAUAUAGCUCCAUUUCUGUUUUAA